GUGGCUACCAACCAUAGAGAGUACAUAUCUGUACCCUUUCUCUAUAUAGCAUAACAUCCCAUUGAGAACCUUGUAAUUAUCUCUUCCAUUUGUAAAUAUGGAGCAAGAAAAAAAACAAGGUACAAGAGAAGAAAGUGAACAAGAGAAAUGGGUUUAUGAUGGUUCUGUGGAUUGUAAAGGAAAAGUUCCUCUUCGUGCUAAAACUGGUGUAUGGAUAGCUUCUCUCUUUGUCCUCACAAUUGAAUUUAGUGAAAGGGUAAGCUUCUUUGGAAUAGCUGCAAAUCUUAUAUCAUACCUUACUAAGGUGAUGCAUGAAGAUCUUAAAACUGCAGCAAAGAAUGUAAACUAUUGGUCAGGAACAACAACCUUGAUGCCUCUAAUAGGUGGAUUUCUUGCUGAUGCUUACAUUGGUCGAUUUCCUAUGGUCCUAUUUUCUUCCCUGGUCUACCUCAUGGGAUUAAUCCUAUUGACAAUGUCUCAAUACAUCCCAAGUUUAAAGUCAUGCAACACAAAGACAUGUCUUCAGCCAAGGAAAAUUCAUGAAGUUGUUUUCUUCCUUGCCCUUUACUGUAUCUCCUUGGGCACUGGAGGACACAAACCAUGCUUGGAAAGCUUUGGAGCUGAUCAAUUCGAUGAAGAUCACACCGAAGAAAGGAAGAAGAAAAUGUCUUUCUUCAACUGGUGGAACUUUGCACUGUGUUUUGCAUUGCUUCUUGGUGCAACAGUGAUUGUUUAUGUCCAAGACAAUGUUAGCUGGGGAGCUGCUAGUCUUAUUCUCACAAUUCUUAUGGCUUUAUGUAUCAUAGCAUUUUAUGUGGGGAAGCCUUUUUAUAGGUAUAGAAGGCCACAAGGAAAUACUUUAAAACCAAUUUUACAGGUACUAGUUGCAGCUAUAAGGAAGAGAAAAUUAUCUUGUCCCUCAAAUCCUUCUUUAUUGUAUGAAGUUCCAAAGUCAGAUAAGUCCCAAGGAAGGCUUCUAUGCACUACUAGCAAGCUAAGGUUUCUUGACAAGGCUGCUAUAAUAGAAGACACACAUGUUGAUCAAAAACACAAUCCAUGGAGAUUAGCUACAGUGACAAGAGUAGAAGAAACAAAGCUUAUUCUGAAUGUAAUUCCAAUAUGGCUAACUUCAUUAACAACAGGAAUAUGUGUAGCACAAGGCUCCACACUCUUUGUAAAACAAGCUGCUUCAAUGAACUUGAAGAUAAGUGACAGUUUCACAAUCCCACCAGCUUCUGUUUCCACUGCAGCAGCAAUUGGCACCUUAAUAUCUGUUCCAAUAUAUGACAAGAUUAUUGUUCCAAUGCUGAGAAAAAUCACUGGUAAUGAAAGAGGAAUCAGCAUACUUAGAAGAAUUUCCAUUGGCUUCACAUCUUCAGUCAUAGUUAUGAUUGUUGCAGCAUUAGUAGAAGCUAAGAGACUUAGAAUGCAUGAGCAAGAAACUAUGAGUGUGUUUUGGUUAGUGCCUCAAUAUUUGAUUCUUGGCAUUGGUGAUUCAUUUUCUCUUGUUGGUUUACAAGAGUAUUUCUAUGGCCAAGUUCCUGACUCAAUGAAGAGUUUGGGAAUGGCAUUAUAUCUUAGUGUGAUUGGAGUUGGAAGUUUCUUAAGUAGUUUUUUAAUCACUAUUGUGGAUCAAGUGACAGAAAAGAAUGGUAAAAGUUGGAUUGGGAAGGAUAUAAAUUCAAGUCGUUUGGAUAGGUUUUAUUGGAUGUUGGCAAUUAUUAAUGCUUUGAAUUUGUGUGCUUAUCUCUUCUUAGCAAAGAGGUAUACUUAUAAGAGUGUUCAGAAGAUAGGUAAUGAAACUGAUGGUUGUAAGAGUGAUGAGGUAGAGAUGAUGGCAUGAUGAGAGCUCAUAAUGGUUGUAUCUAAUAGUUAUUUUUAUCUUUCUUGUGAAUCAAAUUAGUUGACAUAUUGUUUUAAGGAGUAUACAUUUGUUAAUUGUUGUAUAUUACCUAAAGUAUGGUUUGCUAAAAUAAUAUCACAUAGAUAGAUGUGAAUAUAUAGGGUUAA
Molecule: messenger RNA, 2010 nt
Organism: Medicago truncatula (barrel medic)
Lineage: Eukaryota; Viridiplantae; Streptophyta; Magnoliopsida; Fabales; Fabaceae
Product: protein NRT1/ PTR FAMILY 5.6
Exons: 4
Coding region: 98-1843 (581 amino acids)
Biological process (GO): dipeptide transport; transmembrane transport
Cellular component (GO): membrane
Molecular function (GO): dipeptide transmembrane transporter activity; tripeptide transmembrane transporter activity
Source: RefSeq, a predicted model, not a curated record